GACUUGGCCUUUUUCAUGCGGAUUCUUAAGUCAUCCGGGACCCUCAAAUGCAAGCCGCAGAGAAACUGGCUCCAGGGAGAUUGUGGACUCCCACCCACAUUAAGUUUUGCUGAGCUAGUCACAAGUUUGGAUUCCUAUCACAUUGGGACUGAAGUGACCUAUCGCUGUCGGCCAGGUUUCAUUCGUGUUGGUGGAAAGUCUCCUGUCAUUACUUGUCAAGAUAACUCUACCUGGUCACAACCCUCCGAGUUUUGUGUGGAAAUCCCUUGUCUGCCACCCCCUGAAGUCGCCAAUGGAGCACAUUCUGGUGAGGGGGAAGGCUAUGUCGUCGGAUCUUCAGUGACUUAUACUUGCAAGAGUGGUUUCAGUCUGGUUGGAGAGGCCUCCAUUCUCUGUACCACAGAAGAUAACCUCAGUGGUGUCUGGAGCCCUGCCCCUCAGUGUAAAGAGGUGAAGUGUCCAGCCCCGGUGGUUCCACAUGGGAAAAAAAAGUUUGGAUCAGUCGCUGUCUAUUCCUAUGGAGACACAAUAACAUUUGAGUGCAAUCCUGGCUACUCCCUGAGGGGAGGUGGUGAUGGUGUGAUUCGAUGCACAGAGGAUAACACCUGGAAGCCUUCUGUGCCAAUCUGUGACCCACUCCAAUGUGGGCCUCCGCCAACUAUCAAGAGAGCCAAGCUCAGCCAUUCUGGUCUCUCAGAGAGCUUCCCCAUUGGCACAAAGGUCACCUACGAAUGCCUGAAGGGUUUUCUUAAAAUCCCGGAUAGGUCAGACACCAUAGUGUGCCUGGCCAGCCUUGAGUGGUCAAACCUGCCGGAGUUGUGUGGCCGUAGCUGUCCUGCCCCAGGAGGCUUACCAUUUGGUAAAGUAUCAGAAGAGGAUGUGAAGAGGAGCUUCUAUGCCGUGGGGACCACUGUCCGUUAUGUCUGUCGCGACGGGUAUGACAGGGUCCCAGGACAGGAUUCAACCAGGACUUGUCUUGAAGAUUUAACAUGGUCAAACCCACCAGAGUUUUGUACCAAGAAAUCUUGUGGAGUUCCAAAAGCACCGGAGCACGGCAGAGUUGCUGAUACAACACGGACCCUGUAUCUUGACACAGUACGCGUAGUGUGUGAUGAGGGGUAUCGGUUAUCUGGGAAACACAUCACGUGCAGGCUGAAAGGAAGGGACGUCGCAUGGAGCCAACUCCCUACUUGCGAAGGAUUUCCUAGCUGUAGUGGGGAGGACGUGGGACCUCCCGAUUCCAGUGAGAAGGGGAUGUGCUCUGGAGGAGCAGAGGUGGAGCUGACAGGGAAGUGCUCGCUGAUACAGGGUGCCACUGUCCUCCUCCCACAGCGCCAGGUGUUCAACACCAUUGCAGAUGACACCUGGAAGCUUCUCAGUUCACCGUUACCUGGGUAUUUUCAUCCAGUAUUCACCUUGGUGCACUUUCCUAUAGAAAUCCCUUGUUUGCCACCCCCUGAAGUCGCCAAUGGAGCACAUUCUGGUGAGGGGGAAGACUAUGUCUUUGGCUCUUCAGUGACUUAUACAUGCAAGAGUGGUUUCAGUCUGGUUGGAGAGGCCUCCAUUCUCUGUACCACAGAAGAUAACCUCAGUGGUGUCUGGAGCCCUGCCCCUCAGUGUAAAGAGGUGAAGUGUCCAGCCCCGGUGGUUCCACAUGGGAAAAAAAAGUUUGGAUCAGUCGCUGUCUAUUCCUAUGGAGACACAAUAAUAUUUGAGUGCAAUCCUGGCUACUCCCUGAGAGGAGGUGGUGAUGGUGUGAUUCGAUGCGCAGAGGAUAACACCUGGAACCCUUCUGUGCCAAUCUGUGACCCAGUCCAAUGUGGGCCUCUGCCAAGUAUCAGGGGAGCCAAGCCGGGCCCUUCUUAUCUCUCUGAGAGCUUCCCGGUUGGCACAAGGGUCACCUAUGUAUGCCUGGAAGGUUUUCUUAAAAUCCCGGAUAGGUCAGACACCGUAGAGUGCCUGCCCAGCCUCGAGUGGACAGAGCUGCCAGCGUUGUGUGGCCGUAGCUGUCCUGCCCCAAGAGGCUUACUAUUUGGUAAAGUAUCAGAAGAGGAUGUGAAGAGGAGCUUCUAUGCCGUGGGGACCACUGUCCGUUAUGUCUGUCGCGACGGGUAUGACAGGGUCCCUGGACAGGAUUCAACCAGGACUUGUCUUGAAGAUUUAACAUGGUCAAACCCACCAGAGUUUUGUACCAAGAAAUCUUGUGGAGUUCCAAAAGCACCGGAGCACGGCAGAGUUGCUGAUACAACACGGACCCUGUAUCUUGACACAGUACGCGUAGUGUGUGAUGAGGGGUAUCGGUUAUCUGGGAAACACAUCACGUGCAGGCUGAAAGGAAGGGACGUCGCAUGGAGCCAACUCCCUACUUGCGAAGUACGUCCUACUACUCCCACACCCAAGACUCCUGGAGGAGCUGCCACCAUAAGCACUAGUCCUUCAGUCCAAUGUGGGCCUCUGCCAAGUGUCAGGGGAGCCAAGCCGAGCCGUUCUUAUGUCUCUGAGAGCUUUCCGGUUGGCACAAGGGUCACCUACGUAUGCCUGCAGGGUUUUCUUAAAAUCCCAGAUAAGCCAAACACCGUAGAGUGCCUGUCCAGCCUCGAGUGGUCAAAGCUGCCAGAGUUGUGUGGCCAGGUGAAGUGUCCAGUCCCGGUGGUUCCACAUGGGAAAAAAAAGUUUGGAUCAGUCGCUGUCUAUUCCUAUGGAGACACAAUAACAUUUGAGUGCAAUCCUGGCUACUCCCUGAGAGGAGGUGGUGAUGGCGUGAUUCGAUGCGCAGAGGAUAACACCUGGAAGCCUUCUGUGCCAGUCUGUGACCCACGUAGCUGUCCUGCCCCAGGAGGCUUACCAUUUGGUAAAGUAUCAGAAGAGGAUGUGAAGAGGAGCUUCUAUCCCAUGGGGACCACUGUCCGUUAUGUCUGUCACGACGGGUAUGACAGGGUCCCAGGACAGGAUUCAACCAGGACUUGUCUUGAAGAUUUCACAUGGUCAAACCCACCAGAGUUUUGUACGAGGCCGGGGGCAAAUUCAAGAGAAGAGGCAGCUCAAUAUAAACCAGGGAAUGCAUAUAAAAUAGCUUUUGGUGUUCUAGCACCAGUCGUGGUGGGUUGUUUUUUUUGCAUUCCAGCUGGAGCUAUAUACCAGAAUAAGAAAAAGGGUUCUUAUGAUACAACACCAAGCGCCAUGACACAUCAACGUAUAGGAGACUCUAAUUUCUGGAUGAGAAAAACAAAUGACACCUUGAAUUAAAAAUCUGUUCACGGGAUUGUCUGAUUUAUGGCUGAAUGUCUCCAGAUUAUCUCUGAUUUACCAAUUAGGACACAUAAAAUUGGCAGAAAAGCAUGGAAAAGCUUACUGAAUCUGUCUAGAGAAGUGAGAUCUCUUUAAGGCUACUGCUGGUAUUUGUACUAUAAUUUCUUUCCCCCUUAUAAAGGGAUUACAGUACAGCUCCUCUGCAUACGAGUACAGCAGAAAGAAAGGACCCGGAUGGCCCCUCUUGCCUUUGAAAACGGGACCUUGGGACAAGUGAGGGGGCGUGCAGCCUCCAAACUGACUUGCUGGUCACAUGUAGGUAGGCACGGUCACAGUGCCAAAUGCUUUUCCCUAGUGAAAUCACUAGCCAGCCGGAUGUGGCGUGAUGUGAACCGAGCUGUGGUUUUAGCUGUAUGGACAGAAAUAGCCUAUUCAGCUGCCCAUUGACAGAUUUCCAUUUUUACGUUCUUUAAAUGCAUUUAAGGACACCAAAGAAACCUGUGUGGAACAUUUUCAAUCCUUGCUCUAUUUUGCUUGAAUGCACACUUCACUCUUCUCUCUUUUGUAUAUAAUUUUCAAGUUACACUCUUCAGAAACAUUGGCCUUCUGUUCCCUAGCACUGAUUUUUGUCACAAACUUGCUAUUUAGUGUUACUCCCAGAGGUAAAAAUAAGAGAAAAGUGUGUAACUUUACAUGGGAGUCCCAAAGGUUUGAAGAUGAGUAUAACUGAAUUCUAUUUUUUUUGUUCUCUCAGGGAAAGAAAAAAAAUGUUCUUAGAAAAUAAAAAACUGGUUUCAUUAUUAACUAUCCUUUCUUUAUAAAAGAUAACUAAUCAAAUUACAAGUGGCCUCCAGAAAAAGUGAUUCGGUGCCUAAAUUAUUUUUGUAGUUUCCAUAAUCAAAAACAUUUUGCAGAUCUUAAACUUUUUUUAAGCCAGGAAAUGUUUCUCUGCUGCAUAAAUGGGGGAUUCAUAUUCUGCAUGAGCACUUUCUCAUAUGUAAAGAGAAAGGUAUAAAGAGCAUUUACCCUUUUUAAAAAAAAAAAUUGUAAGCUGCAUGGCUUAGCAAGAGGAACACAUCUUUUGCUGUGUGGAGCAAUGGUGACGGAAGGAAUGUGUGACAUUUACGGUGUUUUAAUGAAUGUAUUUUUCUUUAAAUAAAGAAAUCCUCAAUUAAA
Molecule: messenger RNA, 4425 nt
Organism: Alligator sinensis (Chinese alligator)
Lineage: Eukaryota; Metazoa; Chordata; Crocodylia; Alligatoridae
Product: complement receptor type 1-like
Exons: 24
Coding region: 16-3246 (1076 amino acids)
Biological process (GO): negative regulation of complement activation, classical pathway
Source: RefSeq, a predicted model, not a curated record